Molecule: messenger RNA, 957 nt
Organism: Paramuricea clavata
Lineage: Eukaryota; Metazoa; Cnidaria; Anthozoa; Malacalcyonacea; Plexauridae
Source: the annotation of a GenBank genome assembly
AUGUCUGGUGUCAUCACGAAAACGGUUCCAUUAAUUGUUAUUUUUACCAUGUUUCGCACUAAGUUGAUAACAAACACAUCAACAUAUUUAAAGAAAUAUUUCCUACAGGCAAGGGCUACGGAAAAAUUGCGACCAGCAAUUGAUGACGUGGAUUGCUUUCUUGAAUGUGACUCUACAGCGCUGUCUGUAGGCGAGUUAGAUAGUAAGCCUAUUGGAACAUGUGCUGUAUUCAAAUAUCAGGACGGUUAUCGGCACGGUGGAGCGUAUUUCAUUGAACAUAAUUAUCGAAAGUAUGGAUACGGAGCACAGUUAAUUAUUGAAACCAUUAGAAAAUCAGAACCAAUUACAAACUUAUCUGCUUAUGCACCUCUUCGUAUGGUUGAGACGUACAAGAAGUUUUAUGGCUUACAGAUCUUGCAUGUUUGCGAGAUUCAUGAUAUUAAUUCAAUCACUGCUUUGAAGAAUCUGCAAGGGAUUUCCAUGGAUGCGUCAUAUCAUGUUAAGCAAGUUUCAGAUGUAGAUUUUGAAACCUUGUGUAACUACGAUAAGUUCACAUUUGGUUAUAAUCGUCAGCCAUUCUUAUAUAAAUGGCUGUAUUCACCAGCGAGUCACUCGUGUGUUGCUUUAAAUAAUCAAGGGUUUAUUGUUGGUUAUGUUGUUGCGCGGGAAUUGGUAGUUCCUAACGAAGGCUAUAAGGUUGGACCACUGUUUUGUGAAAAUAUUAACAUAGCACAAGUUCUUCUCCAGUCAGUAUUUAAACAAAUCAACGAACAAGGCACGUCAACAUCCAAUUCCGUUCAUAUUUCUUGUCCGGUUGAUCGAGAUCUCCAAGUGCGCCAACUUUUGAAAAUCUUAGACAGCAGUCACGUUCAAACCAUUCCAUUUAUGGCAAACAAUGAUCAUCUGAAGGGACGUAUUGAUAAGUGGUUUGCAAUUACUUCAUUUGAAACUGGUUGA